Messenger RNA from Triplophysa rosa, 1423 nucleotides. RefSeq names its product 5-hydroxytryptamine receptor 3A-like. Lineage: Eukaryota; Metazoa; Chordata; Actinopteri; Cypriniformes; Nemacheilidae. Gene Ontology annotation, molecular function: transmembrane signaling receptor activity; neurotransmitter receptor activity; extracellular ligand-gated monoatomic ion channel activity. The transcript is spliced from 9 exons. Gene Ontology annotation, cellular component: neuron projection; synapse; membrane. Gene Ontology annotation, biological process: signal transduction; chemical synaptic transmission; monoatomic ion transmembrane transport. The coding region runs from base 604 to 1344 and encodes 246 amino acids. The record is from RefSeq and is a predicted model, not a curated record.
UUCUGUAUUGUAUUAGAACAAUAGCAGCAGGUGGAGCGUGUUUCCCACAAACAGUAUAAAUAUAAGCAAAUAAGGUGUUUCAGACUCAAUCUUCAUCCUUGAGCAGAUUUGGCAGAACUACCGGCCAUGUACCUGCACCACCUCGCUUUGACUUUGGCAUCAGUCUGGUGGGUGUCUGCUGAUGAAUGCAACUCUACAGAACAUGCUAGAGCUUAUGUUGCACUUUCUAAAGACCUUAACCUGUCCAAUAACAACAAUCUGACAAAGAACACGCGGCCCGUUGAUGAAUAUUACAGUCCUAUCUGGGUUUCUGUAUACCUCUAUGUGACCGCCAUCACAGAUGUGAAUGAAAAUGCCCAGAGCAUUACAACACAAGUACAAGUUGACACUUGGUGGAGAAACAGUGAUAUAUAUUGGAACCCAUCAAACUAUUGUGACAUUUAUGAAAUUACAACUCUGAAAGAUUUGUUUUGGGCUCCCGACAUUGUCGUUCUCGAAAGCAUCAAGACAGAGUUUGCAACAAAAGAGUCUCCAUAUAUCAACGUACAUUAUUGGGGUUAAAUACAAAAAACAGAGAUAUUAUCUCUGACCGCUGCCUGUAACAUGGAGCUGUACAAGUUUCCCUUCGACACACAAAACUGCACGCUAACCUUUAAAUCCUUAAUGCAUUCAGACACAGAGGUAAAAAUGUAUGGCUAUUCAAGUGAUUUUCCAAGUACUUCAUCAAACACACAGUCUUUUAAGAUCCCGGGAGAGUGGCAACUUAUCGAUAAAACGCAAUCAUAUCACAACGGAGAAAAGGUGUCAUUUCAGAUGAUCAUCGAGAGGAAACCUCUAGUGUAUGUCAUCAACUUAAUUUUUCCAGUCUUUUGUUUCCUGGUGCUGGAUGUGGCCUCCUUCUUCAUAAAUGCAUCUCAAGCAGAAAAGCUGAGCUUUAAAGUGACUUUACUCCUGUCCAUUUCUGUGGUGCUGCAAGUUCUUAAUGACAGACUGACCGCUACAAACAGUGAUAUUCCAUUAAUUGGCGUUUACUGUGGUGUGGUUUUCACACUUAUUGGCUUUAGCAUUCUUGAGACCAUCCUUGUGAAUGUUCUGACAGCUAAAGGAAAAAAGGCCAAAUCAGCAACACCAGAGAACACCCGGGCUGCUGUAACUGGUCCAGGUGAUCAUGUAAACUCUCUAGAAACCAGUGGAAAUGAGGAGCCGAUGUGUAUGCUUGACAUUGGAAAGAAGUCAUCACUGUGGACCAAAGCUGCAAAGAUUAUAGAUGUGACCUUCAUUGUCUUGUACAUAAUCACCAUUAUUGUGUUUCUUUCCGUAAUUGGUUCAGAAUGGUUAAAGUAACAGCUUCUAAUAUGUAAAACAGCAUGCAAAACUUAAUUUGGAAGUUGUUUUGUUUAUUGUUUUCGACAAUACAUAAUUA